ACGCACACACUAGUAGCAAGAAUCGUGGAUAGAGUUUCCCCAUUAGAGGGUUUUUCUAAACGUGCCAAAAGAGAAAGUCCAGAACGGUGUUGUUGGUGGACGCUGGAAAAUAUGUGAACACACGCAAUAGUAAAUACCCGGACAGGUCGCGUGCAGUGGAGCAAUACACACACUCUCUCGCGAACGAAAAAUAGAUCAAUAGUGUUGCUGUACGUGAACAAGUUAGCUGGAAGCGUGUGUGCUUGUGAGUUGUAAUAAUACCAGCCGGAAGUUAUCGAAGAACGAAGUAACGUUUAGCGAGUUCCUGCCCCCCAAAAUGCCUACGCUGUUGGAAGCGCUGGAGGAGAAGUACGGCAUGGAGCCGGACGAGAAGGAAGAACACGUGGAGGAGGAAGUUCUGGUGUCUAUCUUUGUUCCGAAGCUGCCCCCGAGACAAAGCACUCCACAGUUACUUAUACUGAACGAUUGCAAUAUCGAUCGUGCUGGGGAGCCAGAAGAUUUGAAGAAAAAAUGUCGCAUCGUGAAGGAGCUCGAUUUGGCGCAGAACAAGCUAAACAACUGGAACGAGGUAUUCGUCAUCCUGUCGCACAUGCCACGUGUAGAGUUUGUGAACCUAAGUCUCAACCAUCUGACUGGCCCGAUCCAGAGGCCACCCGUCACGAAGAUGGACCACCUUCGGAAUCUUGUGCUAAACAACACCAAGCUGGAAUGGUGCAGCGUUGAGAAGCUGUUACGUUUGCUGCCCGCACUUGAAGAGUUACAUCUUAGCUUAAACGAGUAUACGCAUGUGCUGAUCGACACAGUCAAUCCGACGGGACACCCGUCCGAUGCUGGACACAGUGAUGCCGGUGGUGGACAACGCACUAGCCCAGAUGCUACCGGCAAUAACAAUACCAAGGACGAAACAGCCACUAGUCAAACGGAGGAGGACACCAUGUCCAGCUGUUCUUGUUCUUCGUCCACGCCGCACCCAACAGAGGAGAACAAAUCGGACCCGGCCACCGUGGAACCACCGCCAUUGCAAACAGAUCCGCACGGUGGCGUACGGAAGCUACAUCUGACCGGGAACUACAUUUCCGAGUGGGGUGAAAUUUGUCGCAUCGGGCGAGUAUUUCCACAGCUGGAAGCGUUGGUGCUAGCAGACUGCCCGUUAAGAUCGCUUAAACCCACAGAUCCGCAAGGCAACGAAAAUGAUGAAGAAAGUCAUAAAUAUUUUCAACAUCUGAAACUGCUAAACCUGAGCAAUGCUAAAAUUGACUCAUGGGAAGAUAUCGAUCGGUUGGCGGACUUUCCAUCGCUGUGCAAUGUCCGGCUUCAGUACUGGCCACUGUGGGCACGGACAGACUCGACGACGGAGCAUGAACGACGGCAGCUAUUGAUAGCGCGACUUCCAAACAUCAGUAUUCUGAACGGUGGUGACACAAUCGGUGCCGUCGAGCGGGAGGAUGCCGAGCGUUCCUUCAUUCGCCACUAUCUCGAUAAGCCGGACGCGGAACGGCCCCGCCGGUACUAUGAGCUGAUUGGCGUGCAUGGACAGCUGGAUCCGCUCGUUAACAUUGACCUGCGUCCGGAAAGGAAGGUAAAGGUGCGCUUCACCUUCGAAGAUCAAGCGAUCGAGCGAACGGUGGAUGUGAAUAGAACGGUAAGUGAUUUGAAAUCACGCUUGGAAAGGAUAUUCGAAGUACCAGCCGCCCGGAUGCGACUGUUCUACGUCGAUCAAGAUUUCCGCGACCUGCAAGGGCUGGAGGAGAUGAAGUACCCGCACAAGGUACUGUACAGCUACAACAUACGCUCCGGCGAUGAGAUCAUCAUUGAACGGAAGGUGAAAAGUUGAUAAGCAUCGCCGAUAACCACCCGGACACGUUUGUCAGACGAUUUCCCUCAGUUUUCCCACUCCGGUACCCAUCUCCAUCUCUUCCAAUGUUUGGACGUAUAUAAACGUAUGUGAUAUAAAGCGUCGCCAUCGCGUCACAAUAUCUCUCGCCCGUUCGUAUCUUGCAGUUCGUAAUGUGCAGUGGUUUCUUCUGUAUUAUACAUUGCUGUUUUUAGUUUAGUGACGAUCACAUCACACCGUGGCACAGUUGCGUUCCUUUAUCCGAGGAGCUACCUGUUCCACCAACUAUAUCAUGUUUUGAUUUUUUCCCCUUUAUUUCGUGCUACGAAGAAUGGUAAAACCCCCGAGUAGAGCGCAGCUAACUGUACUAAUUAAUAAAGGCAGCAGCAUUUUUGCAGUUAA
Anopheles moucheti is the source of this 2236-nucleotide messenger RNA. It is a transcript of the gene mlt, whose product is annotated as tubulin-specific chaperone cofactor E-like protein. Bases 317 to 1834 code for a protein of 505 amino acids. NCBI's taxonomy places the organism in Eukaryota, Metazoa, Arthropoda, Insecta, Diptera, Culicidae. The transcript has 8 exons. Gene Ontology annotation, molecular function: alpha-tubulin binding. The record is from RefSeq and is a predicted model, not a curated record. Gene Ontology annotation, biological process: protein folding.